CUAGGCGGGAGCUAAAUUUUAAAUUUAAAAAUUAAUUUACGGGCGUUGUUUCUAACGGUCGCUAGUGUUGACAAACAUUCAAACUAAGAAUACGAGUACCGGUUAUCAUGCAACACUGUAAUAGACAGCUGUUUCCAGUAAACAAACGAAGUUCCACUCUCUUCUCUUCUAUAUUUAAGCGAUGUCGAGCAACAUGCUAGUUUAGUCGUCGCUCAGCCGUUUGUGUUCUGUUACUGAAUCAGAUAGUAUUAUUGAGACGUUUGAAAUGCCGGAGGGUUACACGAAAGCCACUGCCUGGCUGCAAAUCCACAGCCUGCUGAAUAGCAUCAACCACAUGCUCAUCUUUCUGGUGGCCGUCUUCUUUUUCAUCCUGGCGCGCAGUCUGGAGUUCAAGGAUACCGCCAUGCAUAUGUUUAUGACUGGCACUGGAUUCCACGUCCUUAUCGCCCAGGCCAUGAUGUCACAUUCGAAAGUGAACCCGCUCACCCGUUGGCUGUCGCACCGAAACAAGUCGCGCUUCCACGCCAUCCUGCAGAUUGUGGGUGGCUCCAUGGUGCUGUUGGGCUCCCUGGGCAAAUUUUCCAGCAAGGAGGUGCACUUCAACACCUGGCACGGCCGAGUGGGCGGAGCUGCUUCAUUUUUCUGCGCGGCCAGCAUUGUGGGUGGUUUCGUCAACUACUUCCAGCCCAAGCUCGCCCUGAAAGUGAUGCCUCCAUCGGAGCUUCGCUUCCGCCAUAAUCUAUUUGGCUUGGUCACCUUUACUCUGGGAAUGGGCGCCAUUUACCUGGGCUACUACUCGAAAUUCUUUACCAAGUAUGUGGACACUGACUUUAUUCCCGGCAUGAUGCUGAUCACCGGCAUUGUUUAUGGACUCACCAUUAUCGCGCCGGUGUCAUCGCUCCUAACUAAGCUUAAGUAUCGGUCCAAGAGGAAGGCGGAGCAGGCCCAGUAAGUGAUACUGGGGAGGAUGAGGCUGAGGCCACCGAGGCUAACCGAAAUUUGUCAGCAUGAAAAUAAAUAGCUUGGCAUUUGGCCAAAUUGAAA
Molecule: messenger RNA, 1044 nt
Organism: Drosophila simulans
Lineage: Eukaryota; Metazoa; Arthropoda; Insecta; Diptera; Drosophilidae
Exons: 4
Coding region: 266-952 (228 amino acids)
Molecular function (GO): transmembrane monodehydroascorbate reductase activity
Source: RefSeq, a predicted model, not a curated record